Fraxinus pennsylvanica is the source of this 309-nucleotide messenger RNA. The record is from the annotation of a GenBank genome assembly. Lineage: Eukaryota; Viridiplantae; Streptophyta; Magnoliopsida; Lamiales; Oleaceae.
AUGGCUACCACUUCAGUCCUUCACGGGAGCCCCGGAGUUGACAGCGAUGAUGAUGAGGAUGAAUUUGAUUAUAACAGCACUGAAAGAAAGGAUCCAGAGCAGAUUGCUGCAGCAUCUCUCUCAGCUCACCAUAAUAUUGGCCGAAGUGCUUCUGGAAUUGCUAUUCCAUCGGAGUUGGAUUUUUCAGUGAUUGCUUUGGAAAUUCCUCUCCUCACAUAUGGUCAAGAGGUAGUUGGAGGCUCAAUCUUAGCUUUGGUUUCUAAUAUUAUCGAUAAUUUCCAACAUAUUCUAAUUUCCACUGUUGGGUGA